UAAAAAAACACACUAUGCUCAUGUAGUUGUUAUAGCCAUCGGUGCCUCAGUUACUAUGCAUACAUUUGCAGCUCUCGUUUUGCUCCUCUUCAUCAUAUUCACUACAAAUUGUAGCUGCUUUCCUGCUACUUCUAGUGCCGAAAGUAGUGUUCUUGCUUCAUGCCUCGCCGCGGCCGGCGUCCGCAACUUCUCUCUGGCCGCCGACCCUCCGCCGGUCUCCUACACCGACCUGCUCGACUUCUCCAUUCAGAACCUCCGCUUCUCCCUGCCCGACGUACCUAAACCGGUCGCGGUGAUCCUCCCGGGCUCGAAAGAGCAGCUCCGCGACGCCGUCCUCUGCGUCCGCCGCGCCUCCCUCGUCAUACGCGUCCGCAGCGGCGGCCACAGCUAUGAGGGCUUAUCCUACACCAUCGCUGCGGCGCCGCACCGCGGUGAUCCCCCCUUCGCGGUCGUCGACCUCAUGAACCUCAACCGGGUCCGGGUCGACCCGGCCGAGUCGACCGCAUGGGCCGAGUCAGGCGCCACGCUCGGCGAGAUAUACUAUUCGGUGGCCGAGUCGAGCCGGUCAACGCUGGCGUUCCCUGCCGGGUCGUGUUCGACGAUCGGGUCCGGCGGGCACAUCUCCGGCGGUGGCUUCGGGUUCCUGUCGCGGAAAUUCGGGCUCGCCGCCGACAACGUGAUCGACGCCGUCAUGAUCGACGCGGUCGGCCGAAUCCUGGACCGCCAAUCGAUGGGCGAGGACGCGUUCUGGGCGAUUCGCGGCGGCGGCGGCGGGAGCUGGGGCGUGGUCUACGCGUGGAAGCUGCGGCUGGUUCCGGUGCCGGACCGAGUCGCACUGUUGACCGUUGACCGACCCGGUCCGAGUCGACUCGUCGCCGAGCUGGUGGACACGUGGCAGCGCGUGGGGCCGAGUUUGCCCGACGAGUUCUACCUCUCGGUGUUCCUCGCCGGGUCAACGCGCGGGAACGCAACGGCUUCGUUCACGGGCCUGUUCCUCGGCCCCAAAAACUCGGCGAUGAGCGUCCUGAGUCAACGAUUCCCCGAGUUGCGCGCCGAGGAAUCGGACUGGGCCGAGUUGACCUGGGCCGAAUCGGCGGCCCAACUCGCAGGGCUGGGGUCAACGUCGGAGUUGACCAGCCGCGUUUCGCACGGCAAGGGGUUCUUCAAGGCCAAGUCGGAUUACGUGCGGACGCCGAUCCCUUUAUACGGGAUAAUCAGGGCCGUCGAGAUGUUAUCCGACGAGCCGAGCGCGUACAUGAUCCUGGACCCGUACGGUGGGGCCAUGGCCCGCAUAGAGAGCGGGGCCCUCCCGUUCCCGCAUAGAGCGGGGAACUUGUACGGGAUCCAGUACCAGGUGGGUUGGACGGCGCAAAACAACAGCAGGGAAGCGGCGUACGUGGCGUGGAUCCGCGCGUUCUAUGAAUUUAUGCGGCCGUUCGUAUCGAAGAACCCGCGCGCGGCGUACGUGAACUACGUGGACCUGGACUUGGGGACCGAUGAGUGGAGCGGAGGGGGUCUGAACGGUGGGUCCAUGGACGCGGUGCACCGAGCGAGGACGUGGGGUGAGAAGUACUUUAUGGGGAAUUUCGAUAGGUUGGUGCGGGCGAAGACCAUAAUUGAUCCGCAUAAUGUUUUUAAUAAUGCGCAGAGUAUUCCUCCUCUGCCUAAUUAAUUAUUAACAUUACUUUAUUUAUGAUUAUAUUAAAGUGAAAAAAUGUUACAUAAGCAAAAGUUUAAUGCCUUAUUAAAUACUACAGCUAUAAUAAUAAUAUUAAUAAAAAGGUACAAGUCUUUUUGUGUUUUGGAGUAAAAGUGCUUAUUUCAACUUAGGGGGCGUUUGGAUUGACAAAUCUGUAGAUCCAACGUAAGUCAAGUGUAGUAGUGUUUGAGUUUUUCUGA
Ananas comosus (pineapple) is the source of this 1899-nucleotide messenger RNA. Its product is annotated as reticuline oxidase-like. The transcript has a single exon. Gene Ontology annotation, molecular function: oxidoreductase activity; FAD binding. NCBI's taxonomy places the organism in Eukaryota, Viridiplantae, Streptophyta, Magnoliopsida, Poales, Bromeliaceae. The record is from RefSeq and is a predicted model, not a curated record. The coding region runs from base 56 to 1672 and encodes 538 amino acids.